Molecule: messenger RNA, 1181 nt
Organism: Salvelinus sp. IW2-2015
Lineage: Eukaryota; Metazoa; Chordata; Actinopteri; Salmoniformes; Salmonidae
Product: ras-related protein Rab-38-like
Biological process (GO): phagosome-lysosome fusion; endosome to lysosome transport
Cellular component (GO): lysosome; trans-Golgi network; Golgi apparatus
Molecular function (GO): GTPase activity; GTP binding
Source: RefSeq, a predicted model, not a curated record
AGAAACGGCAACGACUUCUAGAAAAGUUGAGCACGCACACAGACCGCAGGCUGUUUGACCUCAUUCGACAGUUAGUUAAUGACUUUGCGCUGACGGCACUUUUUAGUAGUUCUCCUUUUUGCGCUAGAUGGAAUGAAGGUUGGGUAGCAGGUGAAGAAUCACCAAUACGGACAGUCGUGGACUUGUAUAGAAAUAGAAAAACGGAGAAAAUAUAAAUAACUUCUGGAAUAUUUUUGAAUAAGUGAGACAGGAUGUACAUGUUUUCUCUCUCUGUCAAUUGAUUCGUAUACUAUCUUGUGUAGAAUUACCUUAUUUGUCAUACAGACAACUUCAGUAACGGGAAAAGAGUGCUGCGAAAAGUGGACCCAUAUGGAAUAAAAAACAACUGAAAAAAGAGACACUGGCUUUUGGAAUAUUUUUUUCUUCAUGUCAUGGACAACAAUGUGGUGUAACUAGACUUUAUUGUUAUUCUACCAACCCAUAACCCAACCAUGCAGCAAGAACGCUUGCUCAAGGUCCUGGUCAUCGGUGACUUGGGUGUCGGCAAGACGUCCAUAAUCAAGCGUUAUGUCCAUCAGAUAUUCUCUCAACAUUACCGGGCCACCAUAGGAGUAGACUUCGCUCUCAAAAUCCUCAAUUGGGAUCACAAGACCGUGGUGCGUCUGCAGUUGUGGGACAUAGCCGGCCAGGAGCGCUAUGGCAACAUGACGCGGGUGUACUACCGUGAGGCUGUGGGUGCGUUGGUGGUGUUUGACAUGACACGGGCCUCAACCUUCCAGGCUGUCCUCAAGUGGAAGAGAGACCUCGACUCCAAGGUUGCUCUGGGUAACGGGAGGCCAGUUCCGGCCGUCCUAUUGGGUAAUAAGUGUGACCAACUGAGCACUGGUCUCUGCUCCAAACUGCCCAAACUGGAGAACUUCACCAGAGACCACGGCUUCGUGGGGUGGUACGAGACCUCAGCCAAGGACAACACCAACAUCGAUGCGGCCAUCAUGUGUUUGGUAGAGAGCAUCAUGGCGGUAGAGGAGGAGAGGUUGUCAGGUGGAGAUCCUAGAGACCACAGUGUCCUGCUCCUACCACGCUUUGACUACAAUAUGAAAGAGAGGACAGGGGUGCCAGGGUGUGAUGGGUGUAAUAAAAAGAUUACUCUGCCGGGACGGAGAGAGAUGGGGGAUAUCUGA